AUGAAGCUCCUCAUGCCAGCUACCCUCAUCCUGCUCCUCUCCCGCAGCCCAGGCACAGAGGCACGUGAAUACACCUCUGUCCUCACUGUGCCCAGUGGAGGCCACUGGGGCAAGUGGGGGGGUCGGCAAUUUUUCCACUAUGGCUAUGCCAAUGGAUUUGCACUGAGGGUGGAGCCCUCCCAGUUUGGAAGAGAUGACACAGCUCUGAACAGUAUAUGCCUGCAUUGUCAAGAUGACUCAGUCAUUGAGUCCUUGGUUGGCAGGUGGGGUUCCUGGACCAGCUUCCAAGUUUGCCCUGGAGGCUACCUGAUCUCCUUCUCAUUGAGAACAGAGAAGUCCCAAGGAGGAGGUGAUGACACCACAGCCAACAACAUCCAGUUCAGAUGCUCAGAUGCAAUUGUCCUAGUAGGUGAUGGACUAUCGUGGGGUAGAUUUGGCCCAUGGAGCAAAAGCUGCAACGUAUGCAGUCUCCAGACCAAGGUAGAGCCCCCCCAGGGGCUUCAGAAUGACACAGCACUCAACAAUGCGAAGUUCUUCUGCUGUAAAUGA
Messenger RNA from Charadrius vociferus (killdeer), 549 nucleotides. RefSeq names its product vitelline membrane outer layer protein 1-like. The record is from RefSeq and is a predicted model, not a curated record. Lineage: Eukaryota; Metazoa; Chordata; Aves; Charadriiformes; Charadriidae.